Molecule: messenger RNA, 1217 nt
Organism: Ricinus communis (castor bean)
Lineage: Eukaryota; Viridiplantae; Streptophyta; Magnoliopsida; Malpighiales; Euphorbiaceae
Product: protein REVERSION-TO-ETHYLENE SENSITIVITY1
Exons: 3
Coding region: 431-1162 (243 amino acids)
Biological process (GO): regulation of ethylene-activated signaling pathway; response to ethylene
Cellular component (GO): Golgi apparatus; endoplasmic reticulum
Source: RefSeq, a predicted model, not a curated record
UAAAUUAACUUACUUUUUUAAAUUUGUAAUUUAGUGUUCUAAGAAAUAUUAAUAUAUCAGUUAAAGAUUUAUAUUUUUUAAUUCACGUAUGAGUGAAUAAUUUUUGAACGGUGAGUUCUAAUUUCGCCACUGCCAUUAAAGCAGUCUUCUUCAAUCUUCAGGCUGCGUGGGUAUCUCUGCUUCUCUACACACCAUGUACACAAUCAACAACGCUCUUAAUAAUACCCACUUCAUCAGAAAAAGCUUUCUCGUAAUUCUUAUUCUCUGAGUUUGUGAUUUCUUGUCAAGUUCUUUUUCCUCUUCUUUUAUCUUUAUACAGCCCAAUCUUUUGCUUCCUCUGCAAAUCGCUUCUCUUUAAAGGUCUAUUAUGUCUGAGGGUGUCGUUUGAUUUAUUAUUGACCUUUCGCUAUAGAAAGUGGCUCAAAGCCAUAUGCCGCGUGGAAGAUUUCCAGUAAUGGAUAUAAAAGGAGCUUCUGACGUUGAGAAUUUGAAAUCUGCAUCAGGAUUUCAGCAUGAAUUUUGGCCACUGGAUGAAGUUGAUCUAAGAAAAGCAAAGUUUCCAUGCUGUCUAGUUUGGACUCCACUCCCAGUUGUCUCAUGGUUGGCACCUUUCAUUGGGCAUGUUGGCAUUUGCAGGGAGGACGGAACUAUCUUAGACUUUUCUGGAUCCAGUUUUGUGAAUAUUGAUGAUUUUGCAUUUGGUGCAGUGGCUAGAUAUCUUCAACUUGAUAGAGAGCAGUGUUGCUUUCCUCCGAACUUAACUGGGCACACAUGCAAUCAUGGCUAUAUGCACACGGAGUAUGGGACUGCCAUGACAUGGGAUGAUGCUCUACAGUCGAGCAUGCGCUACUUCGAGCAUAAAACCUACAACCUGUUCACUUGCAACUCUCAUUCAUUUGUUGCCAACUGCCUGAAUAGACUUUGUUACCACAGAUCAAUGGAUUGGAACAUGGUAAGUGUGGCAGCACUGAUACUGUUUAAGGGGCAAUGGACUGGCUGGAAAUCAGUAAUCAGAUCAUUCCUUCCUUGCAUAGGGGUGCUCUGUCUAGGUAUUAUUUUAGUCGGCUGGCCCUUUUUAAUCGGGCUGUUGUCGUUCUCCUUUCUCCUUAUAGGGUGGUUUCUCUUGGGUAAUUACUGCAUGAAAUACCUGUUAGAAAUUUAGUAAUUGUUGAAACUCUGUUUUUGGGUAAAAGCUGAAACAGUGUAUUCUUUGCUCA